Messenger RNA from Trichoderma citrinoviride, 885 nucleotides. RefSeq lists its product as hypothetical. The record is from RefSeq and is a predicted model, not a curated record. Gene Ontology annotation, biological process: protein transport; intra-Golgi vesicle-mediated transport; Golgi organization. The transcript has a single exon. The coding region runs from base 1 to 885 and encodes 294 amino acids. NCBI's taxonomy places the organism in Eukaryota, Fungi, Ascomycota, Sordariomycetes, Hypocreales, Hypocreaceae. Gene Ontology annotation, cellular component: COG complex; membrane.
AUGGCUGCUCUUCCCCUCUCUCUGCCGCUGCGCUCUAGCCGACAGGGCGGAUCAGCCUUCAACCUCCCCUCCGACUCUUCAGACACCGAGGACGACGCUCCCCUACCAUUUCCAGCAGCCCUUCCACGAUCCGACUUCUUAGCACCCGAGUUUCAGCCGGCCGAAUAUCUCUCAGCCCUCCCCCAUCGUCACCAGACCCUAGAGGAUCUGCGGUCAGACCUGCGCGAGCGAACGGCGACCAUCAGCAACGAGCUGCUGGAGCUCGUCAACUCAAAUUACACAGCCUUCCUAUCAUUGGGGUCGGAGCUGCGGGGAGGCGACGAAAAGGUAGAAGAUGUCAAGGUUUCCCUUCUUGGGUUCCGUAGAGCCGUCCAAGAAGUAAAGGAAAAGGUUGCCGACCGCAGAAGAGACGCAGAAUCGCUUACGAAUGAGUUGCGAGACGUGCGUUCGGAGAUUGAGCAGGGACGGACGAUGCUGGAACUCUCGGAACGGCUAUCUACUCUAGAGGAGACGCUGGCGUUGGACAGCCUACCAAAGAAGGAAGCUGCCGAGUGGGAGGACGACAGCGAGGACGAUGAAGACAUUGAAGCAGAGGCUGUAGAAGGCUUGAUAGGGAGCCCCCCCUCAAAACUGCUGGCUUCGGCUCGCGAGUGUAGUCAGGUUGGGGCCUUGAUCAGCAAGCUGGAUGAAAGCCAUGCAUUCGUUGCCAAGCUGACAGCGCGACUGACCAAAUGCCGGAAUACACUUUUACUUGACUUGAACAACGCCCUCAAGGAAGCGCGAGCUGCGGGAACGGCUGGUCAAGGCCGAGUUUUGGGCUAUCUCGGCGUCUACCGAGUUCUCGAUGCACAGAGCGACGCCGUCAAGGCUCUUCGAGGAAGAUGA